Clarias gariepinus (North African catfish) is the source of this 1820-nucleotide messenger RNA. RefSeq names its product CCR4-NOT transcription complex, subunit 8 (gene cnot8). Gene Ontology annotation, molecular function: nucleic acid binding; poly(A)-specific ribonuclease activity. The transcript has 7 exons. NCBI's taxonomy places the organism in Eukaryota, Metazoa, Chordata, Actinopteri, Siluriformes, Clariidae. Gene Ontology annotation, cellular component: CCR4-NOT complex; P-body; CCR4-NOT core complex. The record is from RefSeq and is a predicted model, not a curated record. The coding region runs from base 213 to 1070 and encodes 285 amino acids.
AGGUCGGUUGUGAAUUGGUGGAAAGGCACGCGCGGGCUAUGUAGUGCACUCUGUGGAGUGUAUUCGGGACCGGCCCAGGGCGCUGAGAGCAGGCCGAGCGAGCUAGCUAGCUAUUAUCACAUUAAAGAGUUCCUCUUGUUCCCUGCUGCUUGCUGCUUGCUUGUAACCUCCAGAGUGAAGCUCCUGUGCUUUGGUCUUCAUCCUGACUCGAGAUGCCAGCUGCACUUGCAGAUACCAGUCAGAUCAUCUGUGAGGUCUGGGCCAGCAACGUGGACGAGGAGAUGAGGAAAAUACGCCAGAUCGUUCAGAAUUACAACUACAUCGCCAUGGACACAGAGUUCCCCGGCGUGGUGGUUCGACCCAUCGGAGAAUUCCGCAGCACUGUCGACUAUCAGUAUCAGCUCCUGCGCUGCAACGUGGAUCUGCUGAAAAUCAUUCAACUCGGCCUGACCUUCAUGAACGAAGACGGCGACUAUCCACCUGGGACCACCACCUGGCAGUUCAACUUUAAAUUCAAUUUAACAGAGGACAUGUACUCACAGGACUCCAUAGACCUUCUGCAAAACUCAGGCCUUCAGUUUAAGAAGCACGAGGAGGAAGGAAUCGAUACGCUGUACUUCGCAGAGCUCCUCAUGACCUCGGGUUUAGUGCUGUGUGAAAACGUGCGAUGGCUCUCCUUUCACAGUGGAUAUGACUUCGGCUACCUGGUGAAGCUCCUUACAGACGCUCGGCUACCGGAAGAGGAGCACGAAUUCUUUCAGAUCCUGAACCUCUUCUUUCCUGCCAUCUACGAUGUGAAAUAUCUCAUGAAGAGCUGCAAAAACCUGAAGGGUGGACUUCAGGAAGUUGCAGACCAGCUGGAGCUGAAAAGGAUCGGCAGACAGCAUCAGGCCGGCUCGGACUCGCUGCUGACCGGGAUGGCCUUCUUCAGGAUGAAAGAGUUAUUCUUCGAAGACAACAUUGAUGACGCCAAGUACUGCGGCCGCCUCUACGGCCUGGGCUCGGGUUCCUCACAGACGCAGAACGGCAUCUCCAACUCGUCGCAAGAAGAAACCAACAACAAGCACUGACCUCCGGCGCCACCACGCACUUGUUUUUAAUCGCUCAGAGCAGUUACUGGGAAUCUUUUCGUUUUGUUCCCGUUCCCCUUCAUCCCUCAACUGCAUCCAUGUCGGACUGAACAAGACCCGAUCCGCUCUAAACCAGUUCUGCUGUUACACACAGUCCCUUCAGACCAAACCAAACCAAAACACAACAAACAUCCUGCGUCUUGGCGAUUUCUCCAAGCGCAUCAUCAUUCCUCCUGGACAUUUUAUUUGUUUGUUUUACAGCAUUAACUAACUGAAAAAGAAUAUUUUUUAAGCACAGGACUGGACUGGCACCUUGUAUCUCACAGCGAAUAAGAUUCACAGCGUUUUUAAUAUGCUCCACCAGCAGUUUGGCACAAUCUCGUUAAGGGUUGCUUUUCUAUAAAAACAAAACAGAACAAAAAACAGGUUUUGAGGAGAGAGUCGUACAGGUAACGCAGGAAACAUCUGUUCAGUGUUGUCAAGUUUUAAAUUAUGCUGCGAAGUGUUGUGUAUUAAAAUGUAAACCUUUCAAAGGAGCCAAUCUUUUAGCAUUUUUCCUACGAAAAAAAAGUUUUAAAUCUGGAUAUCUUUGAUAUGGAGUCAGGUGCAGGGAUACACUGGUUCUGUGCAGAACGUCUUUUAAUUUGUCCAUGAAACCAUGAAACACGUUGUUUGUGGUACGUUUUUGUUUUUAAUUCCAUCCGAUGUUUGAAAUUCUUGUAUAUUAAAAAUGUUUUCUAUCGACUGUUA